This is a messenger RNA of Hemibagrus wyckioides, 2117 nucleotides long. Its product is annotated as zinc-binding protein A33-like. The record is from RefSeq and is a predicted model, not a curated record. The coding region runs from base 174 to 1577 and encodes 467 amino acids. The transcript has 6 exons. NCBI's taxonomy places the organism in Eukaryota, Metazoa, Chordata, Actinopteri, Siluriformes, Bagridae. Gene Ontology annotation, molecular function: protein binding; zinc ion binding.
AGUUUGAGACGAUUGCAGUGUUCUGCUCUGGUGAGAUUAGUUUUGUUUUCAGUUUCAGCUCUCUGAAAAGAAAAGAUUUUUAACUGGAUCUACAAGGUCAUCUGUUCUAAAAUAAUUUUUAUCAAAGUGAAAGUGAAAUUGACGGGAGAGAACGACAGCAGCAGUAAAACAAAAUGGCUUCUAACUUUUUAGAGGAGGAUUUCUCCUGUCCUGUGUGCUGUGAAAUCUUCAAGGAUCCUGUUGUUCUGAGCUGCAGUCACAGUGUUUGUAAAGGGUGUUUGCAGCAGUUCUGGGAGGCCAAAGGAUCCAGAGAAUGUCCUGUUUGUAGGAGGAAGUCAUCUAUGUCUACGCCUCCUGUAAGUCUGGCCUUAAAGAACCUGUGUGAGACUUUCGUACAGGAGAGACGUCAGAGCUCUUCAUCAGGGUCUGAAACAGUCUGCAGUCUGCACAGUGAGAAACUCAAACUCUUCUGUCUGGACGAUCAACGGCCGGUGUGUGUGGUGUGUCGGGAUUCAAGAAAACACACUAACCACAAAUUCUGCCCUAUUGAGGAGGCAGCAACAGACUGUAAGAAGGAGCUCAAAACUGCACUGAAGCCACUACAGGAGCAACUGAAGAUCUUUAAAGACUGUAAACUGAACUGGAGUCAGACUGCAGAACAUAUAAAGAUUCAGGCCCAACAAACAGAGCGUCAGAUUAAGGAGCAGUUUGAGAAGCUUCACCAGUUUCUACGAGAUGAAGAGGCAGUCAGGAUCGCUGCACUGAGAGAGGAAGAGGUGCAGAAGAGUCAGAUGAUGAAGGAGAAGAUUGAGAAGCUGAGCAGUGACAUAUCAUCUCUUUCAGACACAAUCAGAGCCAUAGAAGAGGAGAUGAGAGCCGAAGAUGUCCUGUUCUUACAAAACUACAAGGCCACAGUGAAAAGAGCCCAGUGCACACUGCAGCAUCCAGAGGAGCUUUCAGGAGCACUGAUCCACGUGGCACAACAUCUGGCCAACCUGAAGUUCAGAGUCUGGGAGAAGAUGCAGGACACUGUCCAGUACACACCUGUAACUCUGGACCCCAACACUGUUCAUCCUAAACUCAUUGUAUUUGAUGAUCUGACCAGUGUGAGACGCAGUGAUGAGGAACAGAAACUUCCCUAUAAUCCAGAGAGAUUUGAUAAAUGUUUGUGUGUCCUGGGCUCUGAGGGCUUUAACUCAGGGACACACUGCUGGGAUGUUGAAGUUGGAGACUGUACAGUCUGGUAUGUGGGUGUGAUGACAGAAUCUGCUCAGAGGAUGGAGAAUGUAUUCUCCAGAAGUGGAAUCUGGUGUGUGGGGUUUUAUGGUGGUGAAUACGGAGCACGUUCUACACCACAACCAUUUACUCUCCUCUCAUUAGAACAGAAACUCCAGAGGAUCAGAGUAAAACUGGACUGUGACAGAGGAAAGCUGUCAUUCUCUAACCCUCUGACUAACACACACAUACACACUUUCACACACACAUUUACUGACAAAUUACUGCCAUAUCUAAGUGUUAUUGGUUCUCUAAAGAUUCUGCCACUUCAGUGCUCUGUAAGAGUGAAUCAGAUCAGUUAGAGCAGAUUUUUACAGAAGCACUGAACAGUUCAUUGGGAAAAGUUUACUGAAGUGCUGUGACGUUAUUUUCGACUGACCUUGUAAAUUAAGCCAAACUAACUGAAAAUAUUGAUAGAAUAUCUUUUUCUAUUCAAUGAUAACUCAGUAAAGAUACAUCAAAUUUGAAAACAUCGGAAUUGAAAUUCCAAGUUAACAAAGUUCAACUACAUAGUGCUUUCCCCCACAGCUUUCAGUUCAGGGCAGAAGUAAAUUAAAGAGGAAAGUAAAAACUUUUCCUGUGAUGAUCCGGUCAUGCUCUGACAUAAUAAACACUUUUUUCAAUUUCUCCUCAAAUGUCCGAAGUUGGAAAUGGUGUUAUUAGAAUUUACAAGUCACCGCAAACGCAGCACCAUUCUUACUUUUUUCUAGAGUUGUUUACUAUGGUAGUAUCCCAGUUAUUUGAGGAUUUUAAGCUUGAAAGUUCACAGCAGUGAUCACUGGUGUACUAACCAUGGACCAUACACAUAUACAUAUACUCAAUCAUAUAUAUAUAUAUAUAUA